GCUAAUCACUAAGUCGAGUCCUCAUUAUAACUAGCCAGCUUAAAACUCUUCGUUCUCAGCCAUCAUGACGUCUACUUUGGACAUCGAUAAAGUUCGAUCGAGCUUUCCUUCUCUCAAAGACGGCUAUAUCUUUGCAGACAAUGCCGGUGGUUCUCAAUGUCUUGAGUCCGUUGCCGCUCGCAUCUCAGACUACCUCUUGAAUACGAAUGUUCAGCUUGGUGCUAGCUAUGACAUCUCUGUAAGGAGCACGAACCGCGUUGCGGACGGUGCAGCUGCAACAGCAGAACUCAUCAACGCCGCUUCUCCGGAUGAAAUAACUUUUGCAUCUAGCUCGACUCAAGCUGGUGAAAAUCUCGCUCGAGCGUUGGAUAAGGAUGUAUUUGAUGACGAAGAGAUCAUAGUUACUGGUGAACAUGAAGCCAAUUCCGGCCCAUGGAAGAAACUAGCUGCCCGUCGAGGACUCGUUCUCAAGAAUUGGCCACACACAGUCUCUCCUCUGACACCGAAUAAUCCUUACGGAGUCGAGCUUGCUAUAGAUACUCUACUUCCGCUCAUUACAAGUAAGACUCGUCUCAUCGCAUUCACUGCGUGCUCGAAUAUCCUCGGCACGAUCGUCGAUGUCGAGAACGUUGUGAAGGCAAUCCGAGCUGAGGCUGAGAAACACGGCGCGCGGAAGGUAGAAGUAUGCAUUGAUUGUGUUGCAUACGCGCCGCACAGGAGGAUCGACGUGAAGAAGUGGGAUAUUGAUUACUGUUUCUUUUCGUAUUACAAAGUGUAUGGACCUCAUAUUUGUGCACUCUAUGCACGUCAAGAUGCAACUUCCAAUUCUUGCAGCGCACUGACGCACCACUUUCUACGUGUCGACAACACCGCCUACAAACUCAGCCCAGGUGGUGCCGGUUACGAGCUUACUUACGCAGUCUCCGCCGUACUACCUUACUUCCAGUCACUAUCUCCUUCUGGUGACGUCGACGACGCAUUCGCGCGAAUUGCAGCCCAUGAACAAGAGUUGCUAAUGCCUCUUCUCGGUUAUUUGACCAGUGAGGACGCGAGGAAGAAGGGAGUUCUGAUUGUUGGAAGCGAGAAAGUGGACGAAUGGCGUGCACCAACAGUUAGUUUUGUCGUCGUAGGUGAACGCCGACCCGUUCGAAGCGCAGAUAUCGUCGCACACUUUGAUCGCAAGGGAAAGAUGGGCAUUCGUUAUGGCCACUUUUACUCAUACUCUCUUGUUGAGAACCUUCGUCCUGUGAUUGACAUAAAUGAUGCCGUUGUGCGCAUCUCGUUGGUGCAUUAUAAUACGGUUGAAGAAGUCGCGACCCUUAUUUCGGUCUUGAAAGAAGCACUUGAUUCUCUUGUAUAGUCACAACCAGAGUUGUCGGAUAGAUAAUAAGAAAAACUG
Fomitiporia mediterranea MF3/22 is the source of this 1399-nucleotide messenger RNA. Its product is annotated as PLP-dependent transferase. Bases 65 to 1360 code for a protein of 431 amino acids. The record is from RefSeq and is a predicted model, not a curated record. NCBI's taxonomy places the organism in Eukaryota, Fungi, Basidiomycota, Agaricomycetes, Hymenochaetales, Hymenochaetaceae. The transcript has 5 exons.